Molecule: messenger RNA, 2613 nt
Organism: Puntigrus tetrazona (Sumatra barb)
Lineage: Eukaryota; Metazoa; Chordata; Actinopteri; Cypriniformes; Cyprinidae
Gene: rgs14a
Product: regulator of G protein signaling 14a
Biological process (GO): signal transduction
Molecular function (GO): GTPase activator activity
Source: RefSeq, a predicted model, not a curated record
UUGCGGUGUGUUGCUAUGGUAAGACUUCCCUUUGAAACAGGAAAUGACAGAGCUGUAAGAAAGAGGGCUGGCAGGCGGCGUAGCUGUAGAGGGAAGCAGUUUGGAGCGGCGUCCUCGGUGUGGACACGGUCGACCUACCCCGAUGUGGCCAUGUCCCAGAAAAUGAACACUCUGGCUGUGCCGGCGGGUCAGAUGACCCAGGCGGUUUCUGAUGGGGAGCUCAACUUCAAGUUGUCCGGUCGUGGCAGCAGCUCCAGCCUAUCGGAGAGCUCGAGCAGGUCAGGUGGUCCUCAAGGUGGUGACGGUCCAGCCAGUCGCGUGGUCAGCUGGGCGGUGUGUUUCGAACGCCUGCUUGAAGACCAUGUCGGUGUGCGAUACUUCACCGAGUUUCUCAAAUCAGAGGUCAGUGCUGAGAAUAUCCUGUUCUACCAAGCCUGUGAAAAGUUCAAGAAAAUCCCUCCCACCAGACUGGAAGAGCUGAAGAAAGAGGCACGUUCCAUCUACAACAAUUUUCUUUCUGAAAGCUCUCUGCAUGCGGUUAAUAUCGACGAUACGGCCCAGAUGGAAGAGAGCUCAUUAGAGACGCCUACACCCGACAUGUUCAAUAAAGCACAGGGACAGAUCUUCAAGCUGAUGAAAAUGGACAGCUACACGAGGUUUGUCCGCUCUCCGUUGUACCAGAACUGCAUGCUGUCUUGUGUGGAGGGUCGUCCUCUUCCCAACAUUGGAACCCCGGAGCCCAGGAGCAAAGUGUCCAAAAAGAGUGCAACUCCGCCUAGUAACAGAAAGAGCGUUGAGUUGAAAGUGCCCUCAUUCGACAGCAAGACCAACAGGAAGAAGAGGUUAGAGAAGAGAGGCUCGUGGGGAGCCGACCAGUCGUAUCAGCAUGUGACGGUGUCUCGUAACGAUUCUCAGAUCUCAGUGAAGUCUAACAGCAGUCUGGAGUUGGUCUCUGGAUUCGGGCGAGCUGAGAACGGACGCUGCAAUGUGGCAAUCUCUGAUCCAGAGGCUUUGAGUUCUGGUUCUCCAUCAGCAGAUAAGUACUGCUGCGUCUAUCUGCCGGAUGGGACCGCCAGCCUGGCCCCUGCCAGACCCGGCGUGAGCCUCAGAGACAUGCUGAGCAGCCUGUGUGAGAAGAGAGGCUUCCCUCUGAAAGACGUCAUCAUCUGUUUACACGGCAACAAUAAGCCUCUUUCUCUGGAUCAGGACAGCUCUGUGUUUGGAGACCAGCAGCUCACUUUGGAGCUCAAAAUUACAUUUGCGCUGGACAUUGUGUUUGCAGGAAGAACGAUAGGAAUCAUCACAAAGUCCAGCAAGAAUUUGGGCAAUGCCCUUUCCACUGUCCUACAGAAACACCAGCUUCGACCUCAGGAGGUGCAGGUUACUCUGAGUGGCUCCAGUGAACCUCUAAACAUGAACACAAAUGUGUUUCGUCUAGCCAGCAAAAUAGUGCGCUUGGACAAAGUUAAAGCUGGUUUGGAGACUCAAGCCACUUCACCGUCACCCAAAGCGAAUCCCAAACCCAGAAAAAAACAAGACAUGGACGGUCUUGUUGAGCUUCUGUCUCGUGCCCAGUGCAGUCGUGUGGAUGACCAGCGUGGUUUACUCACCAAAGAGCAGCUGGAAUUACCGCAGUUCCUGCAGCUGCCAGCAGGGAACAAAGAGGAGACUUCCUGCGACCAGACACAGGGAGAGGAUUGCGCUCUUUGACCUGACAACCGUUUAAGCACUAUUCAAGCAACUUAAGACUCGGUUCAGUUAGCUGUAUGGCAGACUGGAGGAGAGGAACUCUGAUGAGGUUGUGUGUGUGUGUGUGUGUGAGAGAAAGUGAGUUGAGGUUUCUUAAUUUUAAGAGUGAUUGUGUAAGGUGUACAUGUUGUAUAUUACAGACUGUUUAGAGCUCUUAGAAACGCUGCCUGUCAAAUAAUGCAAAAUUAUGGGAAAUUGCUUUAAAAAAAAAAAAACCCAACCAACUACAUUUGCCAGCUAAAACUAUUGUAUUUAUUUUCAUAUCAGAUUGUAUUGUGUGCUCUUAUUUAUCAGAACAUAUUUGGUAUGGGAACACAUUAGUAUGACUUUAUAGCGAGCGUUUUGUUGUGCACAGCCAGUUUUAUUCUGAUUAAAAAAGGUUUGGCGUGAGCUGUUGUGGGAAACUGCACUUCGUUGUGUGUGAUUUAAGGCACUUUUUCAUGUGGUGGCACAAUCUGAUAUGAAAUUAGAUGAGCUCGGCCAUGUUUAGUUUUUAAAAAUUAAUUUAUUUAAUAUUUCCUAAAUUAAACGUAGUUCCCACUUCAUCCCAAAACUGUAUGGCUUUGUUUUUCAAUUUAAUUGUGUUAUUUGGUUAGAACUGCUCUUUUGUAUAAAAUGAAAGCAUAUGUUGGACAACAUGUAGUUUAAAUGUACCAUUUAUUUAUUUUCAAAAAAAAUCUGAAUUGAGAUAUUAACUCAAUUCUGAUACUCGCUAUUCUGGUUUAUUAAGUCACUAUCAUUCAAGUAAUUCGCUUCAAAACGUCUCCUUUCCUCCUACAAAAACGUAUACAGGUUUAGAACAGCGUGAGGGUGAGUAAAAGAUCAAUUCAUUUCCUUUAAAUACAGUAUCUGUAUUUUUAUUAA